UUGAAGGAGACGUUGUCCUGAGCAAACGGGACCUCGCAAAGUGGAUUGCUUCUGUGAUAGCUGGCCUGCAAUAAUACAGUAGCCGGGUGUCAAUAUAUUAGAGAUAGCUUUAGCUUAUGAUAAUCACAUAGAGACGGUAUCUGUGGGGCAAACAUACGGCGUAAAAUACAUACACCUGGGGAAGGACCACAGUACGGAGUACAAAUCUUAUUAUCUAAUUCCGAAUGCCCCAAUGCCCCUGAGCAUCAGCAUUGGUUAGGCUACACACUCCGUAAUUAAUGCGAAUCGGGAGUUGGAUUUUGGGGUAUUUCCGGGCCACUCAUUCCAUCACGUGCUCCCAUCUGGACUUCACAUGCCGGAAAGCUACACGACUAGCACUUCCUACAGAGUUCCGUACCUGGCGAAAAUCGGAUGAUAGUCCAGCUCUCCUACUCUAUCUUUUUCUUCCGCUUUGUUGUUGCCGUUGUUGUGCCGGACCUUGGGGCGUAAGGAGAAAUUUUCAGGUACUCCGUACUCUCCGCGGAGGAUGUCCGGAUGGCGUCAUGUUAGACGAGCAUGAUUUGCAGCUAGUAAUGUUCUUUGUACAGCGAUACAGUGUUCUUCUGUACAGUGCUCUGUACAGAAUAACGGGGCUCCUUGUAGGGGCGAUUCAAGCAGACAAAGUGGCAAGUCUAAUAAGACCAUCUUGGGAGCAACAGACGACAUUCAACAAGGGAGACUGAGAGAGACAUCGGACGAUCUCGGAAAAACACCGGAAAUUCUCUUAGUGCGGGGCGAGAAACUGUUAACCUGGAGA
Messenger RNA from Aspergillus glaucus CBS 516.65, 796 nucleotides. RefSeq lists its product as uncharacterized. The transcript has a single exon. The record is from RefSeq and is a predicted model, not a curated record. NCBI's taxonomy places the organism in Eukaryota, Fungi, Ascomycota, Eurotiomycetes, Eurotiales, Aspergillaceae. The coding region runs from base 279 to 722 and encodes 147 amino acids.